AUGAUCGUCUACAGCUGGAACUGCCGGGGGCUUGGCAACCCCCAGACAGUUCAAUCCUUUUGCCGGAUGGUGAAGGACAAGAGGCCCUCUUUGGUUUUUCUAAUGAAAACCAAAGUGACUAGUAAGAAGGUACGUUGUCUCCCUUUGAAGCUUAGAAUGGAAAACAUGUUCGUUGUGGAUUGCCGUGGAAAGAGUGGAGGCUUAAUUCUCCUAUGGAAAUCCUCGGCUCUGGUUGAAAUUCAGAAUUUCAGCUGUGGUCAUAUCAAUGCUGUUGUUAAAGAGCCAAAUGGUGGUAUUGCAUGGAAGCUGUCUUGUUUUUAUGGACAUCCAGAAGUCCAAAUGAGGCCGCAGUCAUGGAGUUUGCUUAGGCACUUGGCUACUCUAACCCCGAAACCGUGGCUUUGUUUAGGCGAUUUCAAUGAGAUCGUCUCCUCAUCUGAAAAGUCUAGUCACACAGUUCGCCCUCGGGGGCAAAUGGCCUCUUUUCAAAAGGUGCUGGAUGAUUGUUGUUUGCUAGAUUUGGGUUUCACAGGCCCAAAAUAUACUUGGUGUAAUGGGAGGCUGGGUAAUGGAAUUACAAGGGAAAGGCUAGACAGAGCAGUGGCUAACAAAGAAUGGAGUGGGUCUUUUGAUGUCGUCUCUGUGGAAGUUUUGCCCCGAACUAAGUCUGACCAUAAUCCCCUCCUAGUGUUUUUUUCUAAAAAUAAUGAAAUGUCUUGGAGAGAAAGGAGGCAAUUUAGAUAUGAGGCAAGCUGGGAGAAACACCAGGAAUAUUCCCAACUGGUAAAGCAAGUCUGGAGGACCCGAAAUAAUUGUGAACUGGCUUGGAGAAAAGUUCAAAAUAAUCUGGAGUAUUGUCAACGUGCUUUCCAGAAAUGGGUGAGAAAGGAAGGGGGAAAAGUGGAGGAUCAAAUUGUGAAAAAGGAGAGGGAACUUCAACUCCUUCAAAUGCAGGAAGAUAAUUUUGAUAUUGACAAGGAGAACCAGAUUAAAGAUGAGCUGCAAAAUCUCCUUCAACAGGAAGAUUUAAAAUGGAGACAAAGAGCUAAGGAAAACUGGCUACAAUCGAGUGAUAAGAACACAAAAUAUUUUCAUGCCAGUGCAAGUCAAAAGCACAGGAGAAAUGUGGUGUAG
This is a messenger RNA of Alnus glutinosa, 1134 nucleotides long. RefSeq lists its product as uncharacterized. The record is from RefSeq and is a predicted model, not a curated record. Gene Ontology annotation, molecular function: catalytic activity. NCBI's taxonomy places the organism in Eukaryota, Viridiplantae, Streptophyta, Magnoliopsida, Fagales, Betulaceae. The coding region runs from base 1 to 1134 and encodes 377 amino acids. The transcript has a single exon.